Messenger RNA from Chlamydomonas reinhardtii, 1459 nucleotides. RefSeq lists its product as uncharacterized. The coding region runs from base 80 to 832 and encodes 250 amino acids. The record is from RefSeq and is a predicted model, not a curated record. The transcript is spliced from 7 exons. Lineage: Eukaryota; Viridiplantae; Chlorophyta; Chlorophyceae; Chlamydomonadales; Chlamydomonadaceae.
CUUCUAGACGUUGUCCCGCCAACUCAAGUGACGCGCAAAACACCGUGCAACUUGUGAUUUAAACAAACUGAAGAGCAACAUGGCGCGACUAAACCUUCUUCAAUUGUGUGUGCUAGGACUCUGUCUUGCGGUGGCAUCCGCUCAGUUCGGGGGCAAGCGGCCACCCAAGCCCAAGGCGCCCGUUGCUAAAGGCGACAUUAAAUACAUCAAAUGUCAGGUUUGCGAGGCGAUAGCGAAGCAGUCCAUCAAGGCGACGAAGGACCUCAUCGAGCAGGCGGGCCCGAAGAAGGUUCCGGAGGCUGAUAUCCUAGAGAGGGUGGAGAAGAUGUGCGAUCCUGACACCGACGACGGCGAGUGGAUCACCAAGUAUGAUAUUGUGGAGGAGGAUAGUGCGUUGGUGCUGAAGGACACGGGCGCGGUCGGGCGCUGCAAGUCUGAGUGCCGCACCAUCGCCCGGGCCUGCGAGAUGAUCUCUGACGAUGUGGACCUGACAGACCUGUCCGCCAUGCUCUUCAAGGGCAAGAAGCGCGCUGCCAUCAGCAACUGGAUGUGCCAUGACGCCUCGGACGCCUGCAGCAAGAAGGCGCCGGCACUCACCAAGCGCGAGGGCGCGGACGAGGCGCACGCCCCCAUGGACGAGGACGAGCUGCGCACGGAGCGGAUGAUGCGCUCCAUGAAGGCAGCGGGGCUCAGCGGCACAAUGUACAACAAGGAGACCAUGCAGGAGGAGCUCGCCGAGAUGGCGGACCAGUACGAGGACAACGAGGACUUUGCGCGCAUGCUGGAGGGUGAGAAGGCCGCAGCCGCAGGCGGGCAGGAGGGCGAGCUGUAGCGCUACAGGAGGCUAGGAGGAGACGGGCCUGGACAAGCACAUGCCUUCGCGGCCGGGCUCGGAUGCCCAGGAGCCCGACAGUGGCGUGGGAGGCGGUGCGGCGGCGGGCGCCGUGGCUGAUGCCGCCGCCCGGCUGCAGGACACGCUGACCCAGGUCAAGGAGGGGGCCAGCAAGCUGUUCGACAGCGCUAAGGGCUUGGUGGGCAAAUGGUUCGGGAAGAAGGAGGCGGCAAAGAAGCCCGCCGGCGAGCUGUAGGGGGAGGCUGUAGAGCGAGGCAGUGGGGCCGAGAUAAUCAGGUCAGUGUUGUCGUCGGUAUCUGGGAUGGCCGGAUGGGGAGUGGGGAUGUGGGGCUUUGGGUGGAGCGGCUGGAGCGCUCGCGCGUGAGGCUACGAAGUCUUGCGAGUACCGUAGCUGUCGCCAUCGGUGCAAAACGGCCGCAGGAUGUGACCGGCAGUAGUGCCUUCAGUGGAGAGUCGUGCGUUCUUGGCGUUGUGUGGUGGUACGGACGGCAUUUGAGCCCGGGGCUCAGCCCCCACCGCCAGAGUGCGAAUGGGGUUCGUGGCCCAAGCGGGUGCCCAGCAAGACCGAUAACCCCAUGGAAUACACUGUUUCAACAUAAGCACACU